Messenger RNA from Otolemur garnettii (small-eared galago), 411 nucleotides. It is a transcript of the gene GTSF1L, whose product is annotated as gametocyte specific factor 1 like. The record is from RefSeq and is a predicted model, not a curated record. NCBI's taxonomy places the organism in Eukaryota, Metazoa, Chordata, Mammalia, Primates, Galagidae. The coding region runs from base 1 to 411 and encodes 136 amino acids. The transcript is spliced from 2 exons.
AUGGAGCCAGAAGCCUUAGAAAUUUGCCCUUACAAUCCUCACCAUCGAAUCCCACUCAGCAGGUUCCAGUACCACCUGGCCUCCUGCAGGAGAAAGAACCCCAAGAAAGCCAAAAAGAUGGCCAGCUGCAAAUACAACGCCUGCCACGUGGUCCCCAUCAAAGAAUUGGAGGAACAUGAGGCUGCUUGUGUCAACAGAAGCUCUGUGGAAGAAGAGGACAGCUUCAGCUCUCUGAAAGUUGGUCUUCCAAGUUCAGAGCAGAAGGACAACUCCCUGAACACCUCCCCCUGGCUUCCCAACCCUGAUGUCUGGAAUACUUUUGUUCCCCAAAAGCUUGUUUGUGAGAGUGACACAAGAGAGUCAGAGAGAGAGGUGACUGCCCUCCAGAAGAUCCUCAGACCGGGAGAGUAA